This is a messenger RNA of Pollicipes pollicipes, 1656 nucleotides long. Its product is annotated as atlastin. The transcript is spliced from 3 exons. The record is from RefSeq and is a predicted model, not a curated record. Gene Ontology annotation, molecular function: GTP binding; GTPase activity. NCBI's taxonomy places the organism in Eukaryota, Metazoa, Arthropoda, Thecostraca, Pollicipedomorpha, Pollicipedidae. Bases 320 to 1630 code for a protein of 436 amino acids.
GGCCGCUACGCCGUUGGUGCGCGCGACGCCGGGGGAGGGCGACUGGCAGUACAGCGGCACCCCAGACGCUCAGCGAUGGACGAGGAGAGCCGUCAUCCCCUCAGCUCUGACCCGACGCCGGUGCCUGGUGCCGACCUGUCGGAGCCGGGCCCCGUGUGGGAGAGCAUGGAGGCCAUGGUCGCGGCUUUGAGUGAACGACUGCAGAUAGUCGGUGCGCCGCUGCUGACCAACUCGGCCGAGCAGCAGCCGGCUGGGGCGGCCGGACCGCCUGCCGGCAGGUCGGCGUGACAGGCCUGCGCCAGCCAGUCCGGCGGCCACCAUGGCCCGCGCGAGCCGGGCGGACGAGCCAGACUCCGGCCACGCCGUGCCGAUCCUGGUGCCGGACGAGCGCGGCGCGCUGGUGCUGGACGAGGCGGCGCUGCGCUCAGUGCUGUUGCAAGACGAGGUGCGACACCUGCCCGUGGUGGUGGUGGCUAUUGCCGGCGCUUUCCGGCGCGGCAAGUCGUUCCUGCUCAGCCUGCUGCUGCGCUUCCUGGAGGCGGGCGGCGCGCCCGGCUGGCUCGGCGCCGACGACCGGCCGCUGAGUGGCUUCGCCUGGCGCGGCGGUCACCAGCGGCACACGGUCGGCAUCCACAUGUGGUCGCGGCCGACGUGCGUGAGCCUGCCCUCCGGCGAGCGCGUGGCCGUCGUGCUGAUGGACACGCAGGGCGCCUUUGAUGACCGCACCGAGGUCAGUGAGAACGCGGCCGUGUUCGCGCUCAGCGCACUCACCAGCUCGCUGCAUAUCUACAACGUGUCCAAGACGGUGGGCGCCGACGACCUGCAGCACCUGCAGCUGUUCGCGGAGUACGGCCGCGUAGCUUGCGAGGCGGGCGGCGGGCCGCCGUUCCAGCGCCUACUCCUACUGGUGCGCGACUGGCAGGCGCCCAGCGAGGCGGCCUACGGCCAAGCUGGCGGCCAGCUGGUGCUAUGCGAGGCGCUAGGCGAGGCGCCCGGCGCGCCCGACGAGCUGCGCAAGAUGCGCUGCCACGUGCGCCGGUCGUUCUCGGACGUCGAUUGCUUCCUGAUGCCAUACCCGGGAAAGCUGGUAGCCACGAGUCCGUCGUUCAAGGGUUGCCCGCGUGACAUCGACCGCGAGUUCCUGAGCAGCGUAGAUGAGCUGGCCGGGCUCAUCCUCAGUCCGGAGAAGCUGGUGAAGAAGCAGUCCGGCGGCCAGGUGCUGACGGCUGCUGAUCUGGUGACGCACUUUCAGGUGCUUCACGAGGUGUUCAAGAGCGGGCGGCUGCCGCAGCCGCGCAGUCUGAUAGAGACGAUGUCUGAGGCCAACCACCUGGCCGGCGUAUCGCGCGGCACCACGCUGUACGCCGAGGAGAUGCGCCAGCUCUGCCCCGAAAACUCGCCGCCCGUGGAGCAGGCCGACUUGGACCAAUACCACCGGAGGACCGUUGAAAAGGUGCUGGCAUGUUUUUACAGCCAGAAGAAAAUGUUAAGCACCGGCGCGGGUGCUUACAAGGAGAAGCUCAUGAGCGGCAUCGACGGAUGGAAAAAGCAGUUUUUCCAGGCGAACAAAAUAAAGAAGGAGCUAGCAGAGGGCCCGAGACGGACUGUGCUGCAACAGUGCGCUGGAUGACGCCAGAGAGACGUACAGGCUCAGCG